CCUAACCCAGCCACCAGCCGCCCAGCCAGUCUGCCAGCCAGUUGUGUGUUGGCUUUCGGUUCGUGGCGUCUUGAGUUGCUCGUGGUUCCAAAUCAUGGAGUUAGAUGACCUGAAAGUUGAUUUUAAUGCUGUCCUCACCUCAGGAGGCGGAAGCCUCACUGAUAAGCAGUUUAUGAGUGACUUCCGUAGUUUGAUUGGUAAGAACAUUCCUUACAGACAAUUUGGUCACAACGAUUUGUUGUCCCUUUUAAAGUCUUUGGGCUAUCACACCUCCAAGCGAGGUGCUGAUACCAUAAUAUAUGCACAAGGCGAUGAGAAAACAGCACACAUAGCGUCAUUAAUCGCUCGUCAAAAGAAGAAACCAGGGAAGCCUAAAGUGCGGAAGAGCUACUUCCCCUCUUCGUACUCCAGAAGGCCCAGCAAGCCGCCACCACUGCUGGAUGUUAGGAGACGUUCGUUAGUAGCACCAGUGGCGUACAGAGGAGGCACACCAAGGCAACCACCGCCUCCCAGAUUUGGGAACCCACCUAUUAUUCCACAGAGGCAGCCUCUCUCGACUACAGCGCAGAGUCGGCUGGAUUCGACCAAGAAGGACGUCCCUGAUGUUUCAUCAGUUAACAGGAUUAAUGUUAUAGAAUCCAGAAAAACUAUUCUUAAUGAUGAAUCAGACAACUGUAGCAGGCCUAAUGAAAACUCCAACUCAAAGGGACCACAUUUUGUUGAGGAGGCAGUGGAUGAAGCCAAUUUCGUUGACAUUCAGUGGCUGCAGGCUAAGGUGAAACCCAACAGAACGGUUGUAGCCACACAGAAUACAUCCAUCCCUGACAAUGCAACCCUCUCUGUUGACACAGCCUUUGACAACUCAAGUCCAAGCCCAAGCCCUAAGUCUCCUCAACAUGCCAAAUCACCAUCCAGACCAUCAGGGCCUGAGCAGACUGUUUCAUUUACGUGUCAUGUUGAGGAAUUGUCAAUGUUGGCUGCUCGGUUAGACUUACCUGCACCUUUAUUCACUGAAAUAAAGAGAAAACCAUCCAAGGGUCCGGCCCUUUACUUGUGUAAAGUGAAGCUUGGAGAUGGUAUCACUUUUAAUUCUUUCCCAGAUGAGAAAGGUACACCGGAAGAAGCAAAGGAGCUGGUUGCGAAGCUAGCUUGCGCGGAUUUAAAUCUCCGCUUGAUCAAGUUAAAUGUGCAAGAACCAAUAACUGACAUUAUUAAAGAGAAGAAAAAUGGCAUUUUUGACCAUGCAGUUGUUUCUGCUUAUGAAACUAAAUUUAACAGUGCCAUUGUUGCCUCAUGGCUUGAUAUUAUAACAAGAAGCCCCAAAUUUAUAAUAGAAAAAGUUAACCAAAAUACAAUUAUUUAUCCUCAAGAGUUACCUUCUGUGCCCGUCACCCUGACCCCUGCCUCUGGUCCUACUACAGAACCAAAGUGCAAUGGUGGUGUGAGCAGUGCUAAUCAUACUUUGUGUAAAGACAUCAAUGCCAACACAGUUAUUGUAACCGAGUCAAAGCCCAGAACUCUACCAGACCUUGUGCUCCCGAAUACAAACACUUGGGACGUGUUUGUUACUAGUGUUGGUACUGAUGAUAUAUGGGUUAGACUCAUCGGUGAUGACUAUGAUGCAAAAUAUAAUGAUGUUAUGACUGAUUUGGAGUUGAAAAUGGUGGCUUAUGGUGAAAUAGUUUCAAAUCCUCAAAUCAAUGAUUAUUACUGCAUUAAAUGUGAUAGUUGUUUCAUCAGAGUGCAGUUGAAAGAAAUAAUUUCUGAGGAAGAGUGUGAGGUGUUCUUAGUGGAUAAUGGCGAAACUGACACCAUUUCUCUCUCAGACUUAAGAGUGUUACCUGUUGAGUACACAACACUCCCAGCACAGGCCAUACAGUGUCGAUUGUCAUAUUUGGACAUUUCAUAUGAGGCAGCCCAAACAUAUUUAAUGAAUUAUGUUAUUGGGUCAUCAUUUGUGGCAGAGGUGGUCAAACUGCCAUGUCCCAAUCAAACAAAUUUGGCAAAUAUAAUUCUGCACAAUACCAAUUCCGAAGAUGAAAAGAAAGGGCCUAUAAAUGUAAAUUACUGCAUUCUUGAAGAGAUUGUGAAAAAACUAGAACCACCAUCAGUAACACAGAGGCAUGUUGCGUUUUUGCGUCUGACACAUGUUGAGGCUGGUUGUUCUCCAUACUGCCAAGUUGAGGGCAAAGACCUCGAAUUUCUUGAGACAAUACUGAAAGAAAUCCACGAAAAUAUGGACAUGAUCUAUUUGCAUGGGCUAAAUGCCCACCCCAGGAUGGGCACUAAAUCCCAAACCAAACAGUAUUUGUGUAAGUUUAAAAACACAUGGCGACGAGGAACUAUUUUAAGCACCGACGAUUCACGAAACCCAACAGUUUAUUUUAUUGAUUAUGGACAGAAAGAGAAAGUUAUGUUACGAGAUAUAUUUGACUUGGAGAAGGUUUAUCCUCCCCUAAUAAAUUUUCCUCCUCAGGCCAUACAAGUAAAUUUGCUAAAUCUGCCACCAUCUAAACUGAACGUUGGUGUCAUUCAUCGACUUAAGGAGCUAGCUCCACCAAAUACAUCUGUUAUUAGUAAAUGUGUUAAUGUUGUUGGUGGUGUGCCAGAAGUAGAGCUUUUUAAGAGACUCCAGCCACUAAACAUAAUAGCAUCACUUAACGUGGAUUUAACUUUUAAUUAUGAGGAAUAUAGCCUUAGGACAGAACCUGAGGAGCCCUCAAGCUUUCCUCUAAGAGGAGCUCCUGGGUGCACAAAUCCCCUUGAUAAAUACCCUCUACCAUCGGUGAACUCCGGUUUCUUUGAUGUAUCCGUCUCCAUGUCCUCCGCACCAUCCAACUUUGUGGUUCAACCAUUACAAAAUCGACUCGCAUUUGACAAAAUGGCCGAAGAAAUGCAGGAGUUAUAUGAAGCACAAUAUAGUGUCAUGCCAUCUCCAGCAAUUGAGGAACUAACUGAAAAUGCUACUUUUGCUGCAAAGCAUCCUGAGGAUCUGAUGUGGUACAGGGUGUCUAUUGUGACAGCAACUGAUUCCACAGUCAGCGUCCGUUAUUUAGAUUGGGGUGAUGUUGGGUUAGUCCCUAUUGAGGACUUACGAUACUUGGAACCGAGGUUUAGAACAAUUCCUGCACUUGCCAUUAGGGCUAAGCUUCAUGGUGUGAAGCCAAAGGAAAACACUGAAUGGACUGUUGACCAGUGUUUGUAUUUCAAUGAACUCGUUGACUCCAAGUCAUUUGUUUCAAAAGUAAUGGAUGUUAAUUCUGAAUCUAAUUCCCUUUCAUGGCAAUUGAGUCUUCAUCUCAUUGACACUACUGCGGAAGAUAUGGAUGUGAACAUUAGUGAGCUGUUAGUAAGUGCGGGAUUUGCUGAUGUUGUACAUCAAUAAACAAAUUAUAUUUUUGUUAUAUCAUGUCUGUUGUAUCAUGCAUGAAAUGAUUUGUCCUGUACAUUAAUAUGAAUUAAUAUGUAAGUGUUUGUUCUCGUUGUGUUAGCAAUGAAUCCAAAGGCUGACCUUGUAUCAGUAUUGAAUAAAUUUUUAUGUCAUUUUAAAGCA
Messenger RNA from Thrips palmi, 3553 nucleotides. RefSeq names its product tudor domain-containing protein 7 (gene tapas). NCBI's taxonomy places the organism in Eukaryota, Metazoa, Arthropoda, Insecta, Thysanoptera, Thripidae. The transcript is spliced from 20 exons. Gene Ontology annotation, biological process: spermatogenesis. The coding region runs from base 95 to 3385 and encodes 1096 amino acids. The record is from RefSeq and is a predicted model, not a curated record.